Messenger RNA from Neocloeon triangulifer, 2237 nucleotides. RefSeq names its product terpene synthase (gene qm). The transcript has 7 exons. Bases 113 to 1069 code for a protein of 318 amino acids. Gene Ontology annotation, molecular function: prenyltransferase activity. Gene Ontology annotation, biological process: isoprenoid biosynthetic process. The record is from RefSeq and is a predicted model, not a curated record. Lineage: Eukaryota; Metazoa; Arthropoda; Insecta; Ephemeroptera; Baetidae.
AGGUGUGCGGAUCACAUGUUAUUGAUGUUUUCGCUCGCUUCGGGAAGAAAUUAAUUCGGCCGCCGCGAUUCGACGCGUUUUGCCUGUGAUCCUCGCAAUCGGCCGAUUGAAAAUGGACUGCCAGCCGAACGGCAACGGCAUUCCGUUCAGCAAGAGCGGCGAUAAAGACCAAGACAAGAAGCUGCUGCAGCCGUUCGCCUACAUCCUUCAAGUACCUGGCAAACAAAUCAGAGGCAAAUUGGCUCACGCCUUCAAUUACUGGCUCAAAAUCCCAGACGAGAAAUUGGCUGUGGUCGGCGACAUCGUACAAAUGCUGCACAACUCGAGCCUCUUAAUCGACGACAUCCAAGACAACUCCAUUCUUCGCCGAGGCAUUCCGGUCGCACAUUCGAUUUAUGGCGUCGCCAGCACAAUCAAUGCCGCCAACUACGUUUUGUUCCUAGCCCUGGAGAGAGUACUUAGUCUUGGACAUGCAGAGGCCACUUCGGUUUACACGGAGCAACUUUUGGAACUGCAUCGAGGACAAGGCAUGGAGAUUUAUUGGCGAGACAAUUACACCUGCCCCACUGAAGAGGAGUACAGAGAGAUGACGAAAAGAAAGACUGGCGGUCUAUUUAUGUUGGCCAUUCGACUAAUGCAGCUCUUCAGCGACUGCAAGGCUGAUUUUACUAAGCUGGCUGGAAUUAUCGGUUUGUACUUCCAGAUUAGGGACGACUAUGGAAACCUUUGUUUGCUAGAGUAUUCCGAGAACAAGAGUUUCUGCGAGGACUUGACCGAGGGCAAAUUCAGCUUCCCGAUCAUUCAUGCCAUCCAUAGCCGCCCUGAUGAUAGACAAGUGAUCCAUAUCAUUCGUCAGCGCACCAAAGAUAUCGAAGUGAAAAGAUACUGCGUCAACCUGCUGGACAAGUUUGGCUCUUUUGAAUACACUAGACAAGUUUUGGCUCAAUUGGACAACGAAGCUCGUGACGAAGUGGCCCACCUUGGAGGGAACCCCUUCAUGGAGACUCUUCUGGACGAACUCCUCAGCUGGAGGGACAACCCUGGGAGUCCGUUGAAAAGGGAGCGCUAAUUCGAAGAAUGCAUUUCACUUCUUACGAGUCACACAAUAAUUACCAAACUUGUCUCUAUAGAUAUCAAAAUUCUAAAGUCUUACUUAGCUUGGAUACCUAAAAUGUCUAUAAACUAGAUGCCUUUGGAAAGUCUCAAUUAAAUCCUACAAUAUAUCAUAGCUGCCAAAUGAAGUUAUGUCAAGUCCUGCCACUACUAGCGGCAUCGGUACUUUUGACUUGUGCUCAAUCCAGGCAAUCAGCUGGACUGUUAAUUUUUAUGAUUUUCUCAUCGAAUAUAGUUUUUGUAGAUAAAGGAGUGUUUGCGAUCUCUAUUUGAUUUCUUUUUCCAUUUUUUAAAGUUUCUCUCUAGCACAAAAAUAAUUUCGAGCUUGAAAUAAUUACUGUCAACCCCGGAGCUGUCAAAUGAAUAUGCAUAUCUCUAUCAGCAUGCCAUCGUUGAAUUAUUCACGCUCGUUUGCAUACACCGCUCUUGGCGAAAUACCAAAAUUUAAUUAAACGCCGUAGCUUUAUAAUGAAUGCUACUUUUGUCGCUAUACUAAAAUUGUAAUCAAUACUUUUCAUCCGUACCAAAAGAGUAGAUUAAUUCUUAUAAUAAUAUGUAACCAUUUUACAGGCAGUAUUCAGCAUUGAUUGCAUUUAAUAAUCUCAGUAAAAAAGCCUCAAUUCCCUGCUGAUUAAAUUUUAAAAUUAUUAAAUAUUUAUAAUGCAAUUAUUAUACCGAAAGAUAUGAGAUCUGUUUUGUUAAAUAAUUUAAAUGAAAUAAUUGCAUAUUUUUAACUAAUUUUUGGUACUUUCUUGUGUUAAUCAUUUUUCACUCAUCAAGUGAGCGACAAUAACUUUUGACAAUAUGAAAUUAUUAAAUUAAAAUUAGGGAAUUUUUAAAUAAGCUCAUAUUUUGCAUUCCGUUGUUUGGGCUCAUUGCCAGUAAAUAUGAUUUCAAAGGUUUUUUGUAACAAAAACUGUAACUAGUAGGCGUACGUGUUUCUUAUUACUUUAAAAAUGGUACUAAAAUUAAUCAAACUUUGGGUAUUGAGACUAAAUGUUAAAUACCAAUUUGAAAAAUUUACUGAAAUAUUUAUUGUAGCUGUAGAGCCGGGCGGAGUGAUUUUGUCAUAGAAUUUUCAGAGUUUAUAACCAGAAGAAUAAAUGCUUGUUAGCUGAAUAAUG